AUAGUAAAGGGACGUUACUCUGAAUAACUUUCACAAUAUUUCGUCAUUGGUGAGUUGGAUUUUUGCACUGUAAACAGUGAUUUCUGAGACGUCAAGGGAUAUACUGCUGUUUACGAGUAGGACUUAAAAUAAUUUAACUGAAAUGGCAGAGACUACAGGGAAGGUGAAGAGGUCACAGCCUGCCUGGUCCCCACCUGAGCCGAAGAGGGAACCAGCGAAGCUCAAGCUGUACAACAGCCUCACAAGACAAAAGGAAGAUUUUGUGCCACAGAAUGGGAACCAGGUGUUGUGGUAUAGUUGUGGACCAACUGUGUAUGACUCCUCGCACAUGGGACAUGCUCGUUCAUACAUUUCGUUUGACAUCCUGCGGAGGGUGAUGACAGAUUAUUUCAACUACAAUAUUACAUAUUGUAUGAAUGUCACCGAUAUUGAUGAUAAGAUCAUCAAGCGUGCAAGACAGAAUCACCUGUUUAACAGUUACGUUGCAGAGAGUAAACCUUGGAACAGUGUUAUUGCAGACACUGUUACAGCUAUGACGCCGUUUAAAGAAAAAAUGGAGAAGGAAGAAGACAAAGAUAAACUAGACAUGUAUAAGAGAAUGAAAGCUGGAAUAGAGGCUGCCGUUACAAACAUGGAGACCGUUGUCAACAACAAUAGUGGGGAAACCGUUAUUAAAGAGGCUAGACAGCAACUGUUGGUAGCCUCGAAAGACAUUCUCUCUGACUGGCUGGACAGUCUGCAUGGGUCAGAGGUCACAGAUAAAUCUAUCUUCUCCAAACUAUCCCAGUAUUUUGAAGGGGAUUAUCAUGUAGAUAUGGAAAGUCUAAAUGUGUUACCUGCGGAUGUAUUGACAAGAGUGAGUGAUUACGUGCCAGAAGUUAUUGACUUUGUGCAGAGAGUCAUCGACAACGGCUAUGGCUAUGAAUCAAAUGGUUCAAUAUAUUUUGACACAAGUGUGUUUAGCAAUGCUCCAAAUCAUCACUAUGCCAAACUGGUUCCCGAGGCUUACGGGGAUAUGAAAGCUUUAAAGGAAGGAGAAGGGGAGCUUAGCAUAUCUGAGGACAGAAUGAGUGAAAAAAGAAGCCCCAAUGAUUUUGCCCUUUGGAAAGCUGGUAAACCUGGAGAACCAACUUGGGAUUCCCCCUGGGGAAAGGGUCGGCCAGGCUGGCAUAUAGAAUGUUCUGUGAUGGCAAGCAGUAUACUGGGAGAAUCUCUAGACAUCCACACAGGAGGCGUAGAUCUCAAAUUCCCACAUCAUGACAAUGAACUUGCUCAGGCAGAGGCAUAUUUCGAAAAUGAUCACUGGGUUCAGUAUUUCAUCCAUUCGGGUCAUCUGACAAUUGAUGGCUGCAAAAUGUCCAAAUCUCUUAAAAACUUUAUCACCAUCAAAGACGCGUUAAAGAAACACACGGCGAGACAGCUGAGGUUGCUAUUUCUACUACAUUCUUGGAAAGAUACAUUAGACUAUGGCAGCGAUACCAUGACUGGUGCAAUAAGAUAUGAGAAAUUAGUGUCGGAGUUUUUCCACAUGUUAAAAGAUAUAAAGCGAAAUACCCCAGGAUCUGGUGUAGAGGCCUUUGACAAAUGGGGACCAGAGGAACUGAGUCUAAACCAAAAGUACAGUGACUGCAGAGAGGAGAUACAUGAAGCCCUCUGUGAUUCAAUAGACACUAAAAGAACAUGUGAUGCAAUUAAAGACUUGAUUAAAGCCUGCAAUAUAUAUGUACCAGAUAUUAGAAAUAAAAGAAGGCCAAACAGAAUACUGUUGGAAAAUAUAGGAGCAUUUAUUCUUAGGAUUUUCAAGAUAUUUGGGGCAGUGCAGGCCAAUGAGGACUGGUUAACAGUUUCCAGUGGAGCCACCACAGGAAGUGUUGAUGUUGAAGAGAUGGUGAUGCCGUAUUUAACAGUUUUUGCAAACUUCAGAGAAGAUAUAAGGAAAGUUGCAAGGGAGGAAAAAGUUACCUCUGUACUGAAGGUGUGUGACAAUCUACGUGAUGAGGUGCUCCCCAAUCUGGGGGUAAGAUUGGAAGACAAAGAAGGGCAGCCUCCAGUCAUCAAACUGGUUGAUAGAGAAACACUUCUGAAGGAAAGAGAAGAAAAGCUCAGGCAAGAAGAAGCCAAAAGAAAAGAAAAGGAACUAAAGAAACAGAAAGCAGAGAAAGAAAAGGCAGAAAAGGAAGCUCAGAAGAAAAUACCUCCAUCAGAACUCUUCAGAAAGGAGACAGACAAGUACUCCAAGUUUGAUGAAAAGGGACUUCCAACACAUGAUGCAGAAGGGAAGGAACUGUCUAAAUCUGCUCUGAAGAAAAACAUGAAGGUAUACGAGGCACAAGAGAAGAAAUACAAGGAAUUCUUGAAAAGUCAGGAAACCAGUCAGCAGUCUGCUGGGGCAGAGGCACAGUCUGGAUAGAAAAUAGGCAACCAGUCUAGAAAGGACUGUGACACAGACUGAGUGAAAGUCAUAGACUGGGACAUAUUUCAGAUAGAAACCAGUCUGGACCAGGAUAUUUAUAUUGACACAGUGCAAGUGAUUAGGAAACUCAAGUUAUAAGUUGUGAAGAAUUUGAUUGGUAUAGAAAACUAAAACAAAAGACUACUAGGAUAGUCAAGGGAAAUGCUUGGCCAAACCUUAACUUUCUGAAAAUCAUGCUUCAAUAUUUGAAGUUUUAAAACUUGUCAAAAAAAAAAAAAAUGAAGAUUGCUUUAUCGCAUACAGUUAAAUGAUAUGGCUUGUUAAAUUUCUGUCUAAUAUUUUCACCUUAAUUAUGUCUCCCACAUCACUGUGUGGUGGGAGGCAUAUUGAUUUACUCCUGUCUGUCUGUCUGUCUGUCUGUCUGUCACAAAUCUUGUCCACACUCUUAAGUUGUACAUUUCUUAUCCGAUCUUCACCAAACUUGAAUAAAAUGUGUUUGCCAUAAGUCCUCAGCCAAGUUUGAUAACUAGCCAAAUCGGCCCAGGCACUUCCUAAUUCUGGUCCUUGAAAUAUUGUUUUUGAUACUCAAAGCACUGAAAGUCUGAUUAGGUUGUGUGUGCGUGUGUGUGUUCGGAUUUAACGUCUUUCUCAACAUUUUUUCAGUCAUAUGAACAGGUUGUAUCAAAGCACUAAAAGUCUGAUUGGGUUGUUUUUGAUAAUCAAAGCACUGAAAGUCUGAUUGGGAAUUAAAAAUAUAUAGGGAGUAGGGUUUAUGCUCGAACAUUUCUCAUCCGAUCUUAUACUACUAUUCAGAUGAUUAGGCAGUUUUGGGAGACAUGGGCUUUUCUCAAAAGCAGCUCUAGUUUAUUAUUGUCAUAUUUUUGUUCAGUUUUAUCUUUUAAAAAAUAUCUGAUUGUUGGUAUGGGGUAACACACUGAAAUGAAAAUGAUAUAAUGGCAGUUGGUAUAAUUAUACUGUAGUAUAUUUGUUUUAAUAUUUAUUUGUGGAUAAAUAUUUUCACGUACAUGUUUUACAUUCUUUUUUCAUAUAAACAACCCAACAGAUAUAUAUAUAUACAAUUAUACACCCCAUUGUGCUGUAGCAAAACCCAACAUAAGAUUUAUUUGUUUACAAAUUUCAAUAAAAGAUAAAUCUGACUUAAUAUUUAUGCUGAUGUUUUAUGUUGAAAAAUAUGAAAUACUAUAAAUUAGUCAAGUUUUUAUGCCCCUGAAGGGAGGCAUUUAGUUUUUGAACCGUCUGUCCGUCUGUCGGUCCGUCGGUCUGUCAGUCUGUCAGUCUGUCCGCAAUUUUCGUGUCCGGUCCAUAUCUUUGUCAUCGAUGGAUGGAUUUUCAAAUAACUUGGCAUGAAUGUGUACCACAGUAAGACGACGUGUCGCGCGCAAGACCCAGGUCCGUAGCUCAAAGGUCAGGGUCACACUUAGACAUUAAAGGAUAGUGCAUUGAUGGGUGUGUCCGGUCCAUAUCUUUGUCAUCGAUGGAUGGAUUUUCAAAUAACUUGGCAUGAAUGUGUACCACAGUAACACGACGUGUUGCACGCAAGACUUAGGUCCGUAGCUCAGAGGUCAAGGUCACACUUAGACAUUAAAGGAUAGUGCAUUGAUGGGCGUGUCCGGUCCAUAUCUUUGUCAUCGAUGGAUGGAUUUUCAAAUAACUUGGCAUGAAUGUGUACCACAGUAAGACGACGUGUCCCGCGCAAGACCCAGGUCCGUAGCUCAAAGGUCAAGGUCACACUUAGACAUUAAAUGAUAGUGCAUUGAUGGGCGUGUCCGGUCCAUAUCUUUGUCAUCGAUGGAUGGAUUUUUAAAUAACUUGGCAUGAAUGUGUACCACAGUAAGACGACGUGUCAUGCGCAAGACCCAGGUCCGUAGCUCAAAGGUCAAGGUCACACUUAGACGUUAAAGGUCAUUUUUCAUGAUAGUGCAUUGAUGGGCGUGUCCGGUCCAUAUCUUUGUCAUUCAUGCAUGGAUUUUAAAAUAACUACGCAUGAAUGUGUGACUCAGUAAGUCGACGUGUCGCGCGCAAGACCCAGCUCCGUAGGUCAAAGGUCCUAAACUCUAACAUCGGCCAUAACUAUUCAUUCAAAGUGCCAUCGGGGGCAUGUGUCAUCCUAUGGAGACAGCUCUUGUUUAUUAUCUACUGCAGUUGGUUGAAAAGUUUAGGCAAAUUGGUCAGUUAAUUGCAGAACGAUAUUUAAAAAGCCUCAGUAUCACUAAUUAGUAUGCAGAUUAAACUUUGUUAAUAGAUCAUGCCUGAAGUAAAGAAGAGAACACAGUAACUAAAUCUAAAUGAAUUACAUAAAGAUUUCUUCAUCAUUCUUAUAUAUGAUAUUGAUAAAAUCUAAUAUUUUUACUGAUAGUUCAGAUACACUUUCAUUCAAUGCUAUUAUUUAUGUUUAACUAAGUUCUGGCCUUUUGGUUUCUCCACUUUUAGUUUGAGUAUGCUUAAAAAAAUAUAGCGAUCCCUUUACCAGUUUCAUUCAAUAUCUACACAUUUUCAGUAAAGUUAGAUACUUACAUUUUCAGCAAAAGCAUGUACUAUGGAUUUGCUUCUUUAUAACAAUUUGUUUAAGAGUUAGCCUAACAUGUUGAUAGAAAAAAAAUCAAACAAUAUCCAAAUCAUAGAAAGUAGCGGUUGUUUCACAUGAAAAUUGAACAGCAUAUAAAACAUGUAUUUUACUCUACACAACAACUGUCAGCUUAAGCCCUCUACAGACGGUAGGUUUUUGUUGUACAACACUUAUUAUCUCAAAGAUGUACAAUUGUACAUUUUUCACAUACAGACAGUAUUCCAUCCUCAUAUAAAUCACAGAGAUUUACCUAGUAAACAUAAUGCAUCAGGUACUGAAAAGAAUGUAACCAUUAAUAAUAAAAAAUAAUAUUCACCUUUUUAUGUCCAAUGAAUUUGAUUACGCAUGACACAAAUGAGCCACGCCAUGAGAAAACCAACAUAGUGGCUUUGCGACCAGUAUGGAUGCAGACCAGCCUGUGCAGUCUGGUCAGGAUCAUUGAUGUUUCCUUUUUAAGUCUAUUGCAACUAGAGAAAUGGUUAGCGAACAUCAUGGACCAGACUGCGCGGAUGCUGGUCGGAAACGCGCUAUGUUGGUUUUCUCAUGGCGUGGCUCAAAUCAUUAAACUUUUCAGUGUCAUCCUUUUUAAUCCCCCGCCGUGGCGGAGGGAUUAUAGGAAUGGUCUGCGUCCGUCCGUCCGUCCAUCCUUCCGUCCGUCUGUCCGUCCUUCCUUAACAAAAUUGUGUCCGGUCCAUAUCUCCUAAACCCCUUGAAGGAUUUUCAUGAAACUUGGGUCAAAUGAUCACCUCAUCAAGACGAUGUGCAGAACCCAUGAGUCAGCCUUGUCGGUUCAAGGUCAAGGUCACAACUCGAGGUCAAAGGUUUGAGCCUGCCAUUUUGUGUCCGCUCUAUAUCUCCUAAACCCCUUGAAGGAAUUUUAUAAAACUUGGGUCAAAUGAUCACCUGAUCAAGACGAUGUGCAGAACCCAUGAGUCAGCCAUGCCGGCUCAAGGUCAAGGUCACAACUCCAGGUCAAAGGUUUGAGCCUUCCAUUUUGUGUCCGCUCUAUAUCUCUUAAACCCAUUGAAGGAAUUUUAUAAAACUUGGGUCAAAUGAUCACCUCAUCAAGACCCCAUGAGUCAGCCAUGCCGGCUCAAGGUCAAGAUCACAACUCCAGGUCAAAGGUUUGAGCCUUCCAUUUUGUGUCCGCUCUAUAUCUCUUAAACCCCUUGAAGGAAUUUUAUAAAACUUGGGUCAAAUGAUCACCUCAUCAAGACGAUGUGCAGAACCCAUGAGUCAGUCAUGCCGGCUCAAGGUCAAGGUCACAACUUAGGGUCAAAGGUUUGAGCCUUCCAUUUUGUGUCCCCUGUAUAUCUCCUAAACCCCUUGAAGGAUUUUCAUCAAACUUGGGUCAAACGAUCACCUCAUCAAGGCGAUGUGCAGAACUUAUGAGUCAGCCUAAACCCCUUGAAGGAAUUUUAUAAAACUUGGGUCAAAUGAUUACCUCAUCAGACCGAUGUGCAGAAAUUAUGAGUCAACCAUGCCAGCUCAAGGUCAAGGUCACAACUAAGGGUCGAAGGUUUGAGCCUUCCAUUUGGUGUCCACUCUGUAUCUCCUUAACCCCUUGAAGGAUUUUCAUCAAACUUGGGUCAAAUGAUCACCUCAUCAAGAACUCAUGAGUCAGCCAUGUCAACUCAAGGUCAAGGUCACAACUGAAGGUCAAAGGUUUCAGCUCUGUAUCUCCUAAACCCCUUGAAGGAUUUUCAUGAAACUUUGGUCAAAUGAUCACCUCAUCAAGACGUUGUGCAGAAUUCAUGAGUCAGCCAUGUCAGUUCAAGGUCAAGGUCACAGCUAAAAUCAAAGGUUUACCCUUUCACUAUCCAUAGCAGUGGCGGGGGAUUUAGCUGUCUUUCGGACUGCCUUGUUCCAUUAUGCAUUAGAAACCAUUUUAUAUUCAGAUUUGUGUUUAUUUUAUGGGCAAUUGUUUCUGGAAUUUCGUUCACUUGCCUCUUAUCAGCUAAUUAUCCCCUCCGUCCGCCCGUCCGCAGCCAUUUCUCAGUAACUACUUGGUAGAAUUUCAUUAAACUUGAAAUAAACAUGAACCAACAUACUGCGAUGAUGCCCGUCAAGUUUUUUUUUUGAUUGGUCAAUUUCCCUCAGAGUUAUUGCCCUUGAUUUAAUAAAAUACGUCCUUCUGCAGCCAUUUCUCAGUAACUAACAGGUAGUUUUUCAUCAAAUUUGAAAUAGAAAUGAACCAAGUUACUGUGCUGAUGCCCGUCAAGUUUUUUUUUUGUUAGGUCAAUUUCCCUCAGAGUUAUUGCCCUUGAUUUAAUGAAAAAUGUCCGUCUGCAGCCAUUUCUCAGUAACUAGCAGGUAGAAUUUCAUCAAACUUGAAAUAGACAUGAACCAAGAUACUGCGAUGAUGCCCUUCAAGUUUUUUUUCGAUUGGUCAAUUUUCCAUAUAGUUAUUGCCCUUUAAUUGUUUAAAAAUCCACAGAUCUGUACAUAACAAACCAACCAAUUGGAAGAAUAUCAUUAAACUUCUUUCAUUCUUUUCCAUGAACAUUUAUUAUAAACAUGUGAUGUUGUGUACCUACACCUGGUCACCACCUUACCUUGGUCACCCCCCUCCCCCUCACCACUCCCCCCCCCCCUCCCCCACCCACCACCCCUAUUUUUUUUUUUUUUUUUUUUUUUUUUUUUCAUUUUUCGUUUUCUAUCAAUAUUUAUAAUCAACAUGUAAACUGUUGUAUCCUCACCCCACCCCCCACCCAAACAAACCAUUCAUUUUCUUUUAAUUUGAUUUUGACUAAUGAAAUUAUUUGCUUCUUGGUAACAUUCUUAACUUUUUGCUGGAUAUAUUUUUUUGCCAUUCCUCAGCUCUGACCCUUUCGGCAGGGGAAUUCCAAUUCAUCGAAUUUACUUGUUAUUUACCAAUUUGUUGCUUGUCAACCUGGGUGGUACGUAAGGCAAAACUUACGAAAUAGAACAUGUCCUAAUCUGUAAGUCAAGACUUAAGAUUUACGAAAUCAAGGAAUAGCAUCAUACACAUGAUAAUAUUUGGCUGUACAUCUUGAAUUUAGUUGGUGUUGUACAACAAAAACCUACCGUCUGUAGAGGGCUUUGCUGAUAUAUACAUCAAAUUCUGGAAAAUGGCUGCUUAAAGGGGCCACACUUACAGACAGUUCAGCGCCUUUAAAAAAUAUCACCAAUUUCAAAGAACUUUUAAAUAUCUUAUUUUUAAUGCAUUUACAAAAAUGUCCCAGUGCUGAAAUUUCGCUUAUCUAAGUGGAACAUAAUUUUCAGCAAUUGUCUAUUUUUUUAGCUCACCUGUCACAAAGUGACAAGGUGAGCUUUUGUGAUCGCGCGGUGUCCGUCAUCCGUCCGUGCGUGCGUCCGUCCAUAAACUUUUGCUUGUGACCACUCUAGAGGUCACAUUUUUUGUGGGAUCUUUAUGAAAGUUGGUCAGAAUGUUCAUCUUGAUAAUAUCUAGGUCAAGUUCGAAACUGGGUCACGUGCCAUCAAAAACAAGGUCAGUAGGUCUAAAAAUAGAAAAAGCUUGUGACCUCUCUAGAGGCCAUAUAUUUCACAAGAUCUUCAUGAAAAUUGGUCAGAAUGUUCACCUUGAUGAUAUCUAGGUCAAGUUCGAAACUGGGUCACGUGCCAUCAAAAACUAGGUCAAUAGGUCUAAAAAUAGAAAAACGUUGUGACCUCUCUAGAGGCCAUAUUUUACAAAGAUCUUCAUGAAAAUUGGUCAGAACAUUCACCUUGAUGAUAUCUAGAUCAAGUUCGAAAUUGGGUUACGUGCCUUCAAAAACUAGGUCAGUAGGUCAAAUAAUAGAAAAACCUUGUGACCUCUCUAAAGGCCAUAUUUUUCAUGGGAUCUGUAUGAAAGUUGGUCUGAAUGUUCAUCUUGAUGAUAUCUAGGUUAAGUUUGAAACUGGGUCACGUUUGAUCAAAAACUAGGUCAGUAGGUCUAAAAAUAGAAAAUUCUUGUGACCUCUCUAGAGGCCAUAUAUUUCAUGAGAUCUUCAUGAAAAUUGGUCAGAAUGUUCACCUUGAUGAUAUCUAGGUCAAGUUCGAAAUUGGGUCACGUGCCAUCAAUAACUAGGUCAGUAGGUCAAAUAAUAGAAAAACCUUGUGACCUCUCUAGGGACGAUUUUUUCAUGAGAUCUUCAUGAAAGUUGGUCUAAAUGUUCACCUUGAUGAUAUCUAGGUCAAGUUCGAAAGUGGGUCACGUGCCAUUUAAAACUAGGUCAGUAGAUCAAAUAAUAGAAAAACCUUGUGACCUCUCUAAAGGCCAUAUUUUUCAUGGGAUCUGUAUGAAAUUUGGUCAGAAUGUUCAUCUUGAUGAUAUCUAGGUCAAGUUUGAAACAGGGUCACGUGCGGUCAAAAACUAGGUCAGUAGGUCUAAAAAUAGAAAAACCUUGUGACCUCUCUAGAGGACAGACUUGUGAAUGGAUCUCCAUAAAAUUUGGUCAGAAUGUUCAUCUUGAUGAUAUCUAGGUCAAGUUCGAAAGUGGGUCACGUGCCUUCAAAAAGUAGGUCAUAGGUCAAAUAAUGAAAAAACGUUGUGACCUCUCUAGAGGCCAUACCCUUCAAUGGAUCUUCAUGAAAAUUGGUCAGAAUGUUCACCUUGAUGAUAUCUAGGUCAGUUUAGAAACUGGGUAACGUGCCUUAAAAAACUAGGUCAGUAGGUCAAAUAAUAAAAAAAUCUUGUGACCUCUCUAGAGGCCAUACUUUUCAUGGGAUCUAUAUGAAAGUUAGUCUGAAUGUUCAUCUUGAUGAUAUCUAGGUCAAGUUUGAAACUGGAUCAAUUGUGGUGAAAAACUAGGUCAGUAGGUCUAAAAUUAGAAAAAUCUUUUGACCUCUCUAGAGGCCAUAUUUUUCAAUGUAUCUUCAUGAAAAUUGAUCUGAAUGUUUAACUUGAUGAUAUCUAGGCCUGUUUCGAAACUGGGUCACGUGCGGUCAAAAACUAGGCCAGUAGGUCUAAAAAUAGAAAAACCUUGUGACCUCUCUAGAGGCCAUAUUUUUUAUGAGAUCUUCAUGAAAAUUAGUGAGAAUGUUCACCUUGAUGAUAUUCAGGUAAAUUUCAAAACAGGAUCUUGUACCUUCGAAAACUAGGUCAAUAGGUCAAAUAAUAGAAAAAACUUGUGACCUCUCUAGAGACCAUAUUUUUCAAUGGAUCUUCAUGAAAAUUGGACAGAAUUUUUAUCUUGAUAAUAUCUAGGUCAAGUUCAAAACUGGGUCACAUGAGCUCAAAAGCUAGGUCACUAUGUCAAAUAGUAGAAAAAACGAUGUCAUACACAAAACUGGGUCAUGUGGGAAGAGGUGAGCGAUUCAGGACCAUCAUGGUCCUCUUGUUUAUUUCUUAACAUAAUUAUGUUCUUCAUUUUUCAAGGGGGACAAAUUUUUGAGACUAUUUUAAGUAUCCAUUGUAUGGGACAGUACACUAGAACAUAUAAUGGUCAGGUAGAUUGUUGAUAAAGAUGUUGUACCUUUAUCAAAUAUUUGAAGAUCUACUCCUAAACAUUAAACUAUGAAGUGUCACUUUUGUUCGACUGGUAAGUUUGAUAAAAGAUAGUGAAAACUUUUUUUAUUUCCUUGUUUAUUGUGUCUGUACUGUAUGCAGUUUUAAAAGCCCCAGUGUACGUUUGUGAAUUCCACACCCAUAUUGUUUUUAGCUCACCUGUCACAUAGUGACAAGGUGAGCUUUUGUGAUCAAGCAGCGUCCGUCCGUGCGUAAACUUUUCCUUGUGACAUCUCUAGAGGUCACAUUUUUUGUGGGAUCUUUAUGAAAGUUGGUCAGAAUGUUCAUCUUGAUGAUAUAUAGGUCAAGUUCAAAACUGGGUCACGUGCCAUCAAAAACUAGGUCAGUAGGUCUAAAAAUAGAAAAACCUUGUGACCUCUCUAGAGGCCAUAUUUCUCAAUGGAUCUUCAUGAAAAUUGGUCAGAAUGUUCACCUUGAUGAUAUCUAGGUCAAGUUCGAAACUGGGUCACGUGGGAUCAAAAACUAGGUCAGUAGGUCUAAAAAUAGAAAAACCUUGUGACUUCUCUAGAGGCCAUAUUUUUCAUGAGAUCUUCAUGAAUAUUGGUCAGAAUGUUCACCUUGAUGAUAUCUAGAUCAGGUUCGAAACUGGGUCACGUGCCAUCAAAAACUAGGUCAUUAGGUCUAAAAAUAGAAAACCCAUGUGACCUCUCUAGAGGCCAUAUUUCUCAAUGGAUCUUCAUGAAAAUUGGUCAGAAUGUUCACCUUGAUGAUAUCUAGGUCAGGUUCGAAACUGGGUCACAUGGGGUCAAAAACUAGGUCAGUAGGUCUAAAAAUAGAAAAACCUUGUGACUUCUCUAGAGGCCAUAUUUUUCAAUGGAUCUUCAUGAAAAUUGGUCAGAAUGUUCACCUUGAUGAUAUCUAGGUCAAGUUCGAAACUGGGUCACGUGGGGUCAAAAACUAGGUCAGUAGGUCUAAAAAUAGAAAAACCUUGUGACUUCUCUAGAGGCCAUAUUUUUCAUGAGAUCUUCAUGAAUAUUGGUCAGAAUGUUUACCUUGAUGAUAUCUAGGUCAAGUUCGAAACUGGGUCACGUGCCAUCAAAAACUAGGUCAUUAAGUCUAAAAAUAGAAAACCCUUGUGACCUCUCUAGAGGCCAUAUUUCUCAUGAGAUCUUCAUGAAUAUUGGUCAGAAUGUUCACCUUGAUGAUAUCUAGGUCAGGUUCGAAACUGGGUCACAUGGGGUCAAAAAGUAGGUCAGUAGGUCUAAAAAUAGAAAAACCUUGUGACUUCUCUAGAGGCCAUAUUUUUCAAUGGAUCUUCAUGAAAAUUGGUCAGAAUGUUUAACUUGAUGAUAUCUAGGUCAAGUUCGAAACUGGGUCACGUGGGGUCAAAAACUAGGUCAGUAGGUCUAAAAAUAGAAAAACCUUGUGACCUCUCUAGAGGCCAUAUUUCUCAAUGGAUCUUCAUGAAAAUUGGUGAGAAUGUUCAGCUUGAUGAUAUCUAGGUCAAGUUCGUAACUGGGUCAUGUGCGGUCAAAAACUAGGUCAGUAGGUCUAAAAAUAGAAAAACCUUGUGACCUCUAGAGGCCGUAUUUUUCAAUGGAUCUUCAUGAAAAUUGGUCAGAAUUUUUUAUCUUGAUGAUAUCUAGGUCACAUGUGCUCAAAAACUAGGUCACUGUGUCAAAUAAUAGAAAUAACGACGUCAUACUCAGUUCAACAACUGGGACAUGUGGGGAUAGGUGAGCGAUUCAGGACCAUCAUUGUCCUCUUGUUUUUACAUGUUAUUUGUGCUUCUAGUGUUUGCAUGAUUAUAAAUGGCAAUGUAUACAUGUCAAAAUUAAAAUGUGAAAUUAU
Mercenaria mercenaria is the source of this 12282-nucleotide messenger RNA. Its product is annotated as cysteine--tRNA ligase, cytoplasmic-like. Bases 143 to 2410 code for a protein of 755 amino acids. The transcript has 19 exons. Gene Ontology annotation, cellular component: cytoplasm. Gene Ontology annotation, biological process: cysteinyl-tRNA aminoacylation. The record is from RefSeq and is a predicted model, not a curated record. Gene Ontology annotation, molecular function: cysteine-tRNA ligase activity; ATP binding. NCBI's taxonomy places the organism in Eukaryota, Metazoa, Mollusca, Bivalvia, Venerida, Veneridae.